AUGCGGCCCACCAUAGCCAACAGAUUUGUGCAAGGCAAUGCAGUCAAGUUUAUGUCAUCGGGUUCAGCACCCAAGCGGGAAUACCUGCUGUUGGACUACAGAGGCGCCAACAACUGUGUGGCCGUGAUCACCCUCAAUCGCCCCAAGGUUCUCAAUGCUCUCAGCGACCCGCUCAUGCAGGAGUUGAACUGCACCAUUGCUGAGGCAGAGGCUCAGCCCAAUGUUGCUGCCAUUGUCAUCACUGGCAGCGAAAAGGCAUUUGCUGCUGGAGCUGACGUCAAACAGAUGCAAGCAAAAACAAAAAACUUCGUUCAGGUUUAUAAGGACAACUUCCUGAGCGGGUGGGACAGGGUGAGCUUUAGCCCGCGCGUUGUCAUUGCUGCCGUCAACGGCUACGCUCUUGGUGGCGGCUGUGAGCUUGCAAUGAUGGCUGACAUCAUCCUGGCUGGAGAGAAAGCUAAAUUCGGGCAACUGGAAAUCAACAUAGGCACAAUUCCUGGAGCUGGCGGCACACAGCGUCUGGUUCGAGCAAUCGGCAAGAGCCGUGCCAUGCAGUUGUGUCUCACGGGCGAGAUGAUCAAUGCUAAACAGGCCUGUGACUGGGAUUUGCGGGAGCCUCUGAAGACUAGGUUUGGUCCUCCUGAAAUUAGUGGAAGCACAGAAGAUGGUGGUAAGGAAAAUAUAAUGAUAAGUGAUUGUCUGGAUGAUGAGGUUGUUGCUUCUGAUGGUUUAGUGGAAGAAUCCGAAACUGACUGUGGAUAUGAGA
Molecule: messenger RNA, 766 nt
Organism: Hyalella azteca
Lineage: Eukaryota; Metazoa; Arthropoda; Malacostraca; Amphipoda; Hyalellidae
Product: enoyl-CoA hydratase, mitochondrial-like
Exons: 6
Biological process (GO): fatty acid beta-oxidation
Cellular component (GO): mitochondrion
Molecular function (GO): enoyl-CoA hydratase activity
Source: RefSeq, a predicted model, not a curated record